This is a messenger RNA of Striga hermonthica, 783 nucleotides long. The record is from the annotation of a GenBank genome assembly. NCBI's taxonomy places the organism in Eukaryota, Viridiplantae, Streptophyta, Magnoliopsida, Lamiales, Orobanchaceae.
AUGGGAAUAUUGGUGAGUGUGAUCCGAUAUUAUUUGGGUAAUGGCAUCACAGAUGAUCAGAUUAACAGUGAAGAGCCUUUGAAGACUACUCGUCAAGAUGACGGCAAAAAUAAAAGUUCGAAAAUCUCCGAAAAUGGUACUAACAAUAAUAAUAAUAUUAGUAAUAAAGGGAUAAUAAUAAGGCGUUUUAGGCAUUAUAGUAACGAACAGAGGAUACUUCUUGUUGGAGAGGGUGACUUCUCAUUCUCCACGUGUUUGGCGAGGUCCUUUGGUUUGGCUCCCAACAUGAUCUCAACUUCUCUCAAUUCCGAAGAAUUCUUGGUGAAGAAUUACGAUUGCGCAUUGCCCAACAUAAUCGAACUAGGCGUCAGGAAGUGCAAAGUCAUGCAUGAGAUUGACGCUACAUUAAUCGCAAACCACGAGUUCUUGGGAGCAAUUAAAUUCGACCGCAUAAUUUUCAAUUUCCCUUUUGCUGGAUUUUUCGGUAGCAUGCCACUUGAUUCUCAACUAAGACGUCACAGGAGACUCGUGAGCCUGUUUCUGAAGAAUGCGAAAGAGAUGUUGAGCGAAAAUGGGGAAAUUCACAUAUCACACAAGACGAAUGGUGUCCAUGCAGAAUGGAAGUUGGAGUCGAUGGCUUCUUCGCACGGGCUAAUGCUUGUAGAGGCUGUCGAUUUUAAGCUUCAUCACUACCCGGGCUACAAUACCAAGCGUGGAUUCGGGGGAGAUGAGAACUUCCAUUGCUACCCGAGCAAGACUUACAAAUUUGGGCUUAAAUGUUAA